CACUUUUUCUCUCUCAUAGACACACAGUGGUAGUAGUAGUAGUAGAUGCGUGAGAGCACGUCAUCUAAAAAUACAAAAUCCACUUCUUUCCGGUGAAUUUUGGUACACAAAUUCUCUCACUCAAUACAUAGUUACAUACAUAUAUAGAUAUAGAUAGAUACAAAGAGAGUGUGUGUGUAUAUAUAUAGGUUCCAGCUGACUUCAUCACCAGCACCGACACUCUUGAAUAGUAGCUCCUGUGUGAGAUGGAUGAUAAACGUGGAUAUAAAUUACAGGAGUUUGUGGCGCAUUCUGCAAAUGUGAAUUGUUUAAAAAUCGGAAAGAAGACAAGGCGGAACUUCAUUACAGGUGGUGAUGAUGAAAAAGUUAAUCUUUGGUCGAUUGGGAAACCAACGCCUAUAACGAGCCUAAGUGGUCAUACGAGCCCUAUUGAAUCUGUAGCUUUUGACAAAACAGAAGUUUUAGUGGCUGCUGGAGCUUCUUCUGGUGUGAUAAAACUUUGGGAUCUGGAAGAGACAAAGGUGGUUCGUACUCUGAAUGGACACCGAUCCUAUUGUACAUCACUUGAGUUUCAUCCCUUUGGUGAGUUUUUGGCAUCGGGUUCCAUGGACACUAAUCUAAAGAUCUGGGAUUUUAGAAAGAAAGUGUGCAUUCACACAUAUAAGGGACAUAAACGAGCUGUUAGUACUAUCAGAUUUAGUCCUGAUGGUCGUUGGGUGGUAUCAGGGGGACUCGAUAAUGUUGUAAAGAUAUGGGACUUAACAGCUGGAAAGCUUUUACACGAGUUCAAGUUUCAUGAAGGGCACAUUCGAUCCAUGGAUUUUCAUCCUCUCGAAUUUCUUCUUGCAACAGGUUCUUCUGACAAAACUGUAAAAUUUUGGGAUUUGGAGACCUUUGAAUUGAUUGGAUCAACUCGACCAGAGGCAACAGGCGUACGGUCAAUUACAUUUCACCCAGAUGGGAAAUCUGUCUUUUGUGGGUUAGAUAGCAGUUUAAAGGUGUAUUCAUGGGAGCCUGUUAUUUGUCAUGAUUCUGUUGAUAUGGGAUGGUCAACAUUGGGCGACCUCUGCAUCGAUGAUGGGAAGCUAUUGGGAUGUUCAUAUUACCAGAACUCAGUUGCAAUUUGGGUGGCGGAUACUACGCUUAUUGAACCACAUGGGCGUAGCAUAUUAGCUGAGGGAAAAACCUCUGUGCAGACAAAAUUAAAACCCCAGCAAGAUCCAACAGAGAGAGUUAGCGGACCUAGAAGAUCAACCAUGUCUUCAGAUGAUGACACCAAGGACAUAAAAAAUAUAUAUGUCGACUGUGUGACUCCUGUUGCUUCAAGAAAGUUACCAACUCUGUUGAACUUACAAAACCCAAAAGAGAUUGAUAACUUGGCUACUCGUAAACCAGUUCUUGUACCCAAAGCUAUUGGGCAGAACAUUGAUAAUUCUGCAAAAGACUCGUCCAAGAAAGAAUUUAUCAUUAAUGAACAGGAUACCACUGCUGUAUCACUUAGGCCAUCUCAUAGGCGAAGACCAUCUAUUACCAAAUUAGAUACGGAGGGGAUGUCGAUAAUUCCUGAAUCUGGAUUAUAUAGUGGAUCAGAUACUGCUACAGUUGCAAACUUUCAGAAAAGGCUUUUUGUAGACGAUGCUGCUAAAGGUUCCCCCAUGGAGGAAGCUCCAAUCUCUACAUGUGUCACAAAAGAGAUUCAAAAGGCUUCAUCUCCAGGUGUUAGGUCUGUCGAUUUAAACAAAGAGUUGAAUUCUAUUAAAUAUGUGAAUGGAGUGGCUGUUGUAAAUGGAAGGACUCGUAGUCUGGUCGAGAGAUUCGAAAAGAGAGAAAAGUUGAACACCGAUGAAUGUCAAACGCCUGAUCUACCAACCCAGAUAGAGACCAAAACCGAUAUGCCUGGUACAAUAGUAAAUCAAUCAUUUGAUGCAGUCCCUUGUGAAAUACCCGAGACCAGAACAACCCCGUUGGUGCCUUUUGAAGAACCCGAAGUCAAAACAUCAUACAUACCAGAAAAGACACCUCCUGUGUUGGCUACUAGAGAAACUGAAGCCAUUGCACCCACCAUUCCUGAAAAAGGAGCUGAUACAGUCACCAGUGCAGCAACUGAAACAUCACCGAUGCCAUUAAAGGAACCUGAUAUUUCUGAAAAAACUAACAAUGUAACACUGGCCAUUCCGGAAAAAAGAGCUGAUAUAGGCUUCAGCGCAACAACUGAGGCUAGAUCAUCUCCGGUGGUACAAAAACUUGAUGUUGCCCCUCCAGUGGUUGUGCAGAGACCGAGGACUGCGCCUAGUGUGUUACCUGAGAAAGGUAAGGCAUCACCCAUGCAAAGAUCUGUGAGUUCACGUCGUGUAAUUUCUGAGAGAGUUAGAUCAUCUUCAAUGUUGGUUUCACGGAAAUCUAAUGCUUCCCCUCGCUUUACACCUGAAAGAACCAAAACCUCACCAGUGGGCGUAGUCCCGAGGCAUGAUACUCCCAAUAGAAUGAUACCUGAAAGAACUAAAACCUCAACAGUGGUGGUAGCUCCAAGGCAUGAUACUCCCAAUCGCAUGAUACGUGAAAGAACUAAGACCUCACCUAUGAUCACAGUCCCGAGGCAUGAUGCUUCCAAUCGCAUGAUGCCUGAGAAAGCUAAAUCGUCCCCAUUGCUGGAUGAUAGCAUACAAGUUAGUGACGAAGAUUUGAUGUAUAAGCAGGACGAUGAUGUUGCUGAACUGUUGAUGCUAAACCAUGAUGUGUUUGUAAGUAGUCUACGGUCUCGCCUGACAAAACUCCAGGUGGUACGGCAUUUUUUUGGGCAAAAUGACAUGAAGGGUGCUAUCAAUGCCUUGCGAAAGUUGCCAGAUCAUGCUGUCCAGGCAGAUGUGGUCAGUAUUAUGAUGGAAAAAUUGGAUUCUCUAACGUUAGAUGUCUUCUCUGACUUGCUGCCUAUGCUUUUGAAUUUACUUGAUAGCAAGACCGAGCGGCAUAUAAGUGUAUCACUUGAACUAUUGUUGAAGCUUGUGGCCGUCUUUGGGCCAGUAGUCAGCUCGACGGUUUUAGCACCUCCAACUGUGGGAGUUGAUCUUCAUGCAGAGAAAAGACUUGAACGUUGCAAUGAAUGCCACAUACAGCUCCAAAAGAUCAACAAAUGCCUCCCGGCUAUUAUAAGGCGAGGCGGUUUGCCAGCACGAUGUGCUCAAGAACUAAAUUUCAUCCUUCUAAAAUGAUUCCCUUGGAACACCCCACAAGAACUAAACUGUAGUCCAAAAAUCAUGAUUUGCUCUGAACAUCCCACAAUAACCGAAUUCAAUUCUUCAAAAGUCAUGAUCCACACAGAUACCCCACAAUUUUGUCCCCAUGAUUUCUUUCGUUUGCAAUAUCGCAGUGCCUUGGAUGCAAACGAAAACGACAACCUGUAGAUAGUCGGAGUAAGCCAGUUCAUGAUUGCUAAUUUCAGUCAGAACUUGAGCUCUUGUCAAAAAUAACAUAGCGGAAUCUCUUAUGUGCAAAUGUGAAUGUGUAAAUUAUUGAUGAAUGAUGAUUAUGAUUUUGUAAUUUGCAUUAGUAAAUAAAUAUAUGUAGAUGGUUCUUCCAGCAAUGAAAAACAAUGGAGGAUGUUUUUGAUUA
Messenger RNA from Erigeron canadensis, 3609 nucleotides. Its product is annotated as katanin p80 WD40 repeat-containing subunit B1 homolog KTN80.1-like. Gene Ontology annotation, cellular component: katanin complex. Gene Ontology annotation, molecular function: microtubule binding. Bases 246 to 3209 code for a protein of 987 amino acids. Gene Ontology annotation, biological process: microtubule severing; microtubule depolymerization. The record is from RefSeq and is a predicted model, not a curated record. NCBI's taxonomy places the organism in Eukaryota, Viridiplantae, Streptophyta, Magnoliopsida, Asterales, Asteraceae. The transcript is spliced from 18 exons.